This is a messenger RNA of Trematosphaeria pertusa, 3410 nucleotides long. RefSeq names its product transcription elongation factor Spt5. Lineage: Eukaryota; Fungi; Ascomycota; Dothideomycetes; Pleosporales; Trematosphaeriaceae. Gene Ontology annotation, molecular function: protein binding; mRNA binding. The record is from RefSeq and is a predicted model, not a curated record. The coding region runs from base 110 to 3154 and encodes 1014 amino acids. The transcript has 3 exons. Gene Ontology annotation, cellular component: DSIF complex. Gene Ontology annotation, biological process: transcription elongation by RNA polymerase II; regulation of transcription by RNA polymerase II; regulation of DNA-templated transcription elongation.
CCAUAGCCUAGGCGGCACCCUCGCCUCACCUCUGCAAUCCUCCGCGCCACUGCUUGCGACACACCUUGCCUACCGACCACCUUGCACGAAGCCUAGACACCCCGCCACAAUGUCUGGCUACGAUCACCGGAGCGGCUCUGAGUCGGAAGACGAGCCAUUCAAUCCCGUGCCAGAGGUGGACGAAGAUGAUAUGGCGGCGCAGGAGGCGACUCGGCGCCAGUCGGCGGUAAACGAGGACGAGGAGGAUGAAGAGCCGACUACGGCGCCCCGGAGACCACAGGCAGAUGACGAGGAGGAUGAAGAAGGCGGAGGCGAUGAUGAGGAAAAUGACGAAGAUGAGGACGAAGACGAAGAGGACGAAGAUGACGAGGACGACGUAGUCGCUCGCCCCGCCAAGCGCAGGAAGAAGACGAAGCGGAACAUGUUCAUUGAUGUCGAAGCCGAAGUCGAUGAGGAAGAAGACGAAGAGGAGGACGACAACGACGAGAUCGCCGACGAAGUCCACCCCGACGAUCUCGAGCCCACGGGCGACGAUCUCGAUGACCGCCACCACCGCGAGCUAGAUAUACAGCGCCAGAUGCAUGUGCAGAAGGAUGCAGAGGAGCUUGCCAAAGAGCUCGACGAGAAGUACAGGCGGCGUGAAGCGCAGAGUGCCCGGAGAGCCGCCUCAGGGGCCAUCCCACUCGCGCUCCCUACCGUGAACGACCCUUCCAUCUGGGGAGUCAAGUGCAGGCCGGGCAAGGAGCGUGAGGUCAUCAUGGCUAUCCAGAAGCGCAUUGACGACAUGGUGCGCGCGGGACAGCGACCUAAGAUCUACUCGGCGUUUGAGCGCGGAGGCACCAUGACGGGAUACAUCUACGUCGAGGCCGACGCAAAGCAGGAGAUGAUCGCCGUCGUCGAGAAUAUUCCCAACGUCUUCAUGGGGCAGGCUCAGAUCGCCAUCGAGGUCAAGGAGCGACCGGAUCUUCUCCGCAAGCGCAAGCGCACACCACUUGAGAUGGGCAAGUUCGUGCGCAUGAUCCGCCCGAAUCUCUAUAAGGGUGAUCUAGCCAAGGUCGUCGAAGUCCACGCGAACGGCCUAGACUGUACCGUGCAGUUGGUGCCCCGACUUGACUACGGCUUAGGAGAAGAUGCAAAUGCCGCUUCGGAUAACAAGCGGAAACGGCCCGCUUUCGGUCGCACAGUCGACCGUCCACCACAAAAGCUCUUCAACGAAGCCGAGGCCAAGAAGCGGCACAUGAAGCAUCUGGCCCAGACCGGUUCUGGCAAUCAGAGGACCUUUACAUACAAGGGUGAGGAUUACCAGAAUGGCUUCCUCAUCAAGGACGUCAAGGUCAACUACGUUUCCAGCGACAAUGUCAACCCGAGGAUGGAAGAGAUGCAGUUCUUUUCCGUCACUGCUGCCGACGGAACGGAAACUCUGGACCUUGUUGCAGUGCAAGCGGCCCAGAAGGCGGCCCAGACCGGCUCAUCCUUUGUCUCCGGGGACAACGUGGAGAUUUACGAGGGCGAACAAAAGGGCAUUCGUGGUACCACUGUCACGGUAACCGGCGACAUAGUCACCCUUCGAGUGACGGAAGGUGAGCUUAAGGGCCGGCGCAUCGAUGCUCCCGUCAAGACUCUCCGGAAGUUGUUCCGGGAAGGUGAUCACGUCAAAGUCAUUGGCGGAAGCAAGUACAUUGAUGAAGUUGGUUUGGUCACGAAGCUCAAAGAUGACAAGGUCACGCUGCUUUGCGAUUCUACACAGAUGGAGAUCACGGUGUUCAGCAAAGACUUAAAGCGCGCAGCGGACUCAGCCACGAUUGGGAACGAUUCAGAGUUUGAUUUAUACGACCUGGUGCAGAUUGACGCCGCUACAGUGGGAUGCGUUGUAAAGGUCGACCGCGAAGUGCUCCGUGUUCUGGAUCAGCAAGGGAACGUUCGCACACUACUUCACACGCAGGUCUCCGGCAUCGUUGGCAGGAACCGGAACGCAGUAGCCACAGACCGAGACGGGUCUGAGAUUCGAAACGACGACACAGUCAAGGAACAUGGCGGGGAGAGCCGCCAAGGAAAGGUCGUCUAUAUCCACAGGGGCGUUCUCUUUGUUCACAACCGCGAAUUGGUCGAGAAUGCCGGUAUUUUCGUCGUCCGCAGCACCAAUGUUGUUACCAUGGCCGCGAAGAGCGGUCGCACCCAGGCUGCUGGGCCGGAUCUCAGCGGCAUGAAUCCCGCUUUGCAGCAACAGAACGGUGGUAGCAACGCCAUGCCUCCCCCGCCGCGUGCAGCUUUUGGUCGCGACAAGCUAAUUGGCAAGACGGUUACUAUCCGGAAAGGUCCCCACAAGGGUCUCCUUGGUAUCGUAAAGGAUACCAUGAACGACGAGGCUCGCGUAGAACUACACACGAAGAACAAGCAGGUGUCGGUGAAGAAGGAGCUUCUCUCAGUCAAGGACCCGAUCACAGGCAACAACAUGGAUUAUGGGAAGUUCCCGAAUCGAUCUCGCGGCAGCUAUGCAGGUGCUACGCCGAGCUACAAUAGCGGGCGGACGCCCGGCUGGGGCAACUCUUCCCGGAACGGUCCGUCGUGGGGCGGUAGCACGCCUACUGGCGGUCGAACACCUGGUUGGGGCGGGGGUGGAGGCCGCACUCCUGGCUGGGGAGGCGACGGUGGACGUACGGCAUACGGCGACGGCGGUCGAACUGCCUACGGUGGGGACGCAUCGCGCACCGCAUACGGCGGGGACGGCUCGCGGACCGCCUAUGGCGGCGCAACAGCGUACGGCGGCAACGACGGCUCACGCACCGCAUAUGGAGGAUUCAACUCAGGCGGGCGCACUCCAGCCUGGGGUGCCUCGACCUCAACCACCAACCCAUCCAAGUCCUCCAACACCCUCUCUGCCCCCACACCCGGCGCGUACAAUGCUCCCACACCCGCUGCAUACUCGGCCCCCACGCCGGGUGCCUAUGGGGCGUAUUCGGCGCCUACGCCUGGCGGCCCGCCUAUGGAUGCUCCGACGCCUGGAAACUUCGCUGCUCCUACGCCGGGUGAUACGACCGGUCAGUAUGCUACGCCGCGGGGUUAUGGGGGUUAUGCUGCUACGCCUGCUGCGGCCCCGACGCCCGGCGCGUGGGCGGAAACUCCGGGCGUGGAUGAGGAUCCUAGGUACGAUUAGGAACGUGCAUGCGAGAGAUACGUUGGGUACGAUUCGGUCGGAGGGUGAUGCGUAGUCUGCCGUCUCUGAUGAUGAGGGUAGAGAGGCACGGCACAUUGUUUCAUUUGGUUUUGCUUGCAUUGCGGGAGUUAUCCAAAAUGGGAAUAUGUUUCAUUGGGGGUCUUCACCCUGAAGACGGCAGCCGUUUCGUUGCUAGCCUUCCCCAUUAUCUAUUCCAAGAUGUAUUAGCUUAGAUACCAAUGGCGAAAUGUCACCG